GAAAAGCAAAAAAAUCCUAACAGAACUGAAAAAUUGAGCCGCUGCCGUUUUCACUCCAGUAGAAACAGGGAGUGUGAGCCAUCAAUCACAAAUACAGGUGGCUGGCUUCACUGAGAGGAGGCGAAUGACUAGUGCAUCAGCAGCUCCGGCACUCCGUUUCUCCUUCGCUUUCCCAAUCACAACCUACACCACCAAACUCUCAUACCCAGGUUUCGGUUCACCUGGGCACAGAAAUGGUCUAAGGUUUGUGGGUUGUGCUUAUACUGCUAUUUCAAGAAAAGGGCAAGGUGCAUUUGACCCAGAGCUUCGGACAGUUCUUGAGCUUGCCACGGACUCUGAGCUAUAUGAGCUUGAAAGGAUCCUUUUUGGCCCCAGUUACUUCAGUCCUUUGCUAAAGUCGAUAACAACCAGAGCCGAUGUGGACCAUGCCAUGAUUCAAGAAGAUCUCGAAGAGCGAGAAGAUUUUAUAGCAGCACUGGAGUCACGUUUUUUAUUCCUCGCGGCUGAUGCCCGAUCUACAUUAAGGGGUUGGAGACCAUCAUACAGAAAUGUCUUGCUUUCAGUGAGAAAAAAGUUAAACAUUCGAUGCUCAAGCAAAUUAUCAACUGAAGACCUUGAAGUAGAAAUUUUUCUUCAUCUAUUGCAGGAUUAUUCAAGUGAAGAAUUCGGUACUUUUCCACACAUAGGGGAACACUCUAAGGCUUCUAAUGAUCAAGGCAGUCUAGAACGUGGACUUAGUCAAUGGAAGGUGGACACCCUUGCUGCUGUGAACGAGCUUCGGUCAAUGAUUUUGAAGGGUGGUGGUGUAUUUACUUUGGCAAAGAUUUACGAAUUGUUAGCGAGGAGAUUAUCUGGGAAGGUCUUCUUAGAAGCUGCCAACUAUCAGAUUAAAAAGGAAUUCAUCAAAAAGGGUGGACAUUUAGCUGCUAUUAAUCUCGAGUCUAGAGCCGCCUUGCUUGCAGCUAAACAGGGAUUUAGUGGUGCUGCCGCAAGAUAUCUGGGUUUUAGAAGCAUGACGACUUUGCUUGGCCCAAUGCUUUGGGGCACAUUUCUGGCAGAUGUUGUCAUUCAAAUGCUUGGGACUGAUUAUGCUAGAAUUUUGCGAGCAAUUUAUGCUUUUGCACAGAUCCGCGUCACCCGCACGUAUAGAUUACCAUCUGAUGCUGACUGAAGAAUUUGAUGUUUUGGAAGGUUGCAUUUUAAAUACUUGAGAUGGUAGAUUGAGAGCUUCUGUUGGUAAUUUUGCUGCUUUGACAUGAAGGUAUAUAUAUACUGGUUUGGCUGCAUGACAACCUAGCUUUGUGGAUAUUGUCCAUAACUUUUGUUUUGUUUUUUUUGACUCUCUAUAAUGAAUAUGGAUUUACUGACA
Molecule: messenger RNA, 1369 nt
Organism: Corylus avellana
Lineage: Eukaryota; Viridiplantae; Streptophyta; Magnoliopsida; Fagales; Betulaceae
Source: RefSeq, a predicted model, not a curated record